Molecule: messenger RNA, 495 nt
Organism: Lucilia sericata (common green bottle fly)
Lineage: Eukaryota; Metazoa; Arthropoda; Insecta; Diptera; Calliphoridae
Product: chitinase-like protein Idgf4
Biological process (GO): carbohydrate metabolic process; chitin catabolic process
Cellular component (GO): extracellular region
Source: RefSeq, a predicted model, not a curated record
AAUCCUGAUUUGUCUUUGCGAAAUAUUGAAGAUUUUUAUAGAUUUUGGCAUUCGCAAAAGGUUCACCGAUACAAAAUAGUUAUUGGCAUUGCUGCUUACGGUCGUUCUUGGAAAAUGAACAAAAACUCGAAUAGCAAUGGUGUGCCCCCAGUUUACUUUACCGAUGGUCCUGCUGCCGCUGGUCCUCAUACAUAUACUCCCGGUUUUCUAUCAUAUCCUGAGAUAUGUGAAAAAAUACGUGAUUCUAAGUAAAAAGUAACUGUUCUCAAAGUAAAAUCUGUUUACGCUUUUCGUCCAGCCAAUAAAAGUAAAGGUAAUUUUGGUAUUUGGAUUAGUUACGAGAACUUUAAGACGGCUGGAGUGAAGGCAGAUUUUAUUCGACAUCAUAAUUUAGGUGGUAUGGGCUUAAUCGAUUUGAGUUUAGAUGAUAUACAUGGUGAGUGAAGAGGUGAAAAAUUUACCAUUAGAUAUAGAUUGACUAGAACAUUAUCUUAA